Molecule: messenger RNA, 951 nt
Organism: Paramacrobiotus metropolitanus
Lineage: Eukaryota; Metazoa; Tardigrada; Eutardigrada; Parachela; Macrobiotidae
Exons: 4
Coding region: 328-675 (115 amino acids)
Source: RefSeq, a predicted model, not a curated record
CGACAUAAAACGUUCACUACUCGACCAGCUUGAACCAGAUUUAAAAAGGGAAUAAUUCUUGACGUAAAUGAAUAAAAUUAUGGCUCUGCGCAUUUAUUUUAUAGCGUGUAUGCUCAUCGUCGCAGCGAGCAGCCAGCAGACGGUAUCAACAUCGGCUGAGGUGGUGAGCAACUGUACAAUAGAAAACGAGAUAGCGGCGGAACAAUGCUCGCGAUCCUUGGACACCGUAUUCCGGGCGCACACCGAACCAAUGAUAAUUGUCGAUACAUCCUUCGCCGCUGGACUUACCCUCAACGAGACCACUGCUGCAACUAUAACUGACUUUUUAUGCGGACCGUUGGCAGAUGCUCUCACCUGUGUUGGACAAGGGCCGCCUCAAUGUCCUAUUCCACGGCCAUGGAACUGGCGCGUAUUCUGGCCGCAGGUCAAUGUCAGCGACAUUGUCCGCCGCACGUGCCGUAUUCCGGACCUCGGCCAACACCUAUAAUCCGCACUUUCACCUGCAAGAAAGCACUGAGCAACCUUCCCACGGUUAAAAACGAGUUGAUUGGGGCACUGGAAUCAUUUCCUGCACGGGGUCAUACUUACACUGCGGAUUUUCUGGAUUGGCAAUGCCGCCUGUCUGUAUUUGACAUCAUGGUGCACCGCUUACAGAUCGAUUGCAUCGGCGUUUAAUGAACAUUGUCACCCUGGACGUGCUCAAGGCAGCGUGUGGCGAGGAUGCCGGUGUCACCUAUGGUCCUAUACCACGUUAUUUCCGCUGGUGCAAGAAAUUCUUUACUGCCCUGGGAUCUGAUUAACGACUUGUGAAGUGUGAUACGGCUGUGGUCGGGCGCGCCACUUCCGAGUAUUUGAGAAUAGUAACCCAAAAAAAUAAAUAUGUGUUACACUCCAUCUUUUUAAUCCAACUUUUAACCAGCCGUGUCUGACUGCGCCGUAAGAAUUAUGGAU